This is a messenger RNA of Impatiens glandulifera, 4029 nucleotides long. RefSeq lists its product as uncharacterized. Lineage: Eukaryota; Viridiplantae; Streptophyta; Magnoliopsida; Ericales; Balsaminaceae. Gene Ontology annotation, molecular function: protein binding. The record is from RefSeq and is a predicted model, not a curated record. Bases 418 to 3648 code for a protein of 1076 amino acids. The transcript is spliced from 12 exons.
CUUUCUCUCUCUAAUUCUCAGAUGGAAGGCGGUAUAUUCCUCGCCUUGAUUCUCUCUCCAAAACAGUGAUAACCACCAUCAUCACGUAGAAAAGAAUACAAGAAGACAGAUUAUCAUAAUACAGAUCUAUCAGAGAUUACGCACGCAGGCGAAGAAACCGCUGAGUUGAACUGUUCGGAAUUUCUCAUUUUCGUUCUUCUUCACGUCGAUCCGUUUCUCAUGCGCCGAUUCUAGUUAUUUGUUUUAUUAUUAGGUGACCUAUGUGAGCAGGGUGCUCCUCCCAAUGGCAGCCUCAGUUAGUCAUUGCUCAUGUUGGUAGUGAUGAAUCUGACAAGGCGAUAGCUUGCGUAGGAAACCUUGCUGAACAUUACUCAGUUCCAGUUAUUUAAGAUAACGUAUUGGCUUAUACAAAAUUAGAUGGAGGAAACUAUCUCACCCCAAGGUCACAACUUUAAGCAACAUUUUCAAACAGCUGGAAGAAAGGCUUUCCAAAGUGGGCCAAAGACAGAUAUCUGGCUUGUAGUGCGUGAAGGCUCAGUGGCUGAUGUUGAUUCAGCACUCACAUUGUUGAAGAAGAAUGGUGGCAAUAUUAACUCAAGGAAUACUUUUGGUCUCACUCCUCUUCAUAUUGCAACAUGGAGGAAUCAUUUACCCAUUGUGAAGAGGCUACUUGCAGCUGGUGCAGACCCUAACGCUAGGGAUGGAGAAUCUGGAUGGAGUAGCCUUCACAGAGCUCUGCAUUUUGGCCAUCUAACCGUAGCAAGUAUCCUUCUUCAGUCUGGUGCCUCUCCCAUACUAGAGGACUCUAAAUCCCGAACACCUGUUGAUCUGCUUUCUGGGCCUGUCUUGCAAGUUCUAGAAAAUAAGGAUAAUUUAGCAGCUACUGAGGUGUUCAGUUGGGGAAGUGGUGUGAACUAUCAACUUGGCACUGGAAAUGCACACAUCCAGAAAUUGCCUUGCAAAGUUGAUUCACUUCAUGGCUUGUCUAUGAAGUUGAUUUCUGCUGCUAAAUUCCAUAGUGUAGCUGUGAGUGCUUGUGGAGAAGUCUACACAUGGGGAUUUGGAAGGGGUGGUCGACUCGGACACCCAGACUUCGACAUUCACAGCGGCCAAGCUGCAGUUAUCACUCCUCGAAGAGUGACUUUAGGCUUAGGUGCUCGCCGCAUCAAGGCAGUUGCAGCUGCAAAGCAUCAUACAAUUGUUGCCACAGAAGGCGGGGAAGUUUUCACUUGGGGUUCCAACAGAGAGGGUCAGCUUGGGUACACAUCUGUUGACACUCAACCAACACCUCGUAGAGUAAGUUCCUUGAAGUCAAAGAUAAUUACUGUUGCCGCAGCAAACAAGCAUACAGCUGUUGUGUCGGAAUGUGGUGAGGUUUUCACAUGGGGAUGCAAUAAGGAGGGUCAGCUUGGAUAUGGAACCUCUAAUUCUGCUUCAAACUACAUGCCUAGGGCUGUUGAAUCCUUGAAAGGAAAGGUGUUUUCAAAAGUUGCUACAGCAAAGUAUCACACCAUUGUUCUAGGAGCUGAUGGUGAGCAGGUAUACACCUGGGGUCAUCGACUGGUUACACCCAGACGUGUAAUAGUUACUCAGAAUAUUAAAAAGGUUGGGAACACUCCCAUGAAAUUUCACCGAAGGGAAAAGCUUCACGUGUCUUCUAUAGCAGCAGGAAUGAUGCAUAGCAUGGCCCUUACUGAUGAUGGUGCAUUGUUUUAUUGGGUUUCAUCAGACCCUGACCUUCGAUGUCAGCAGUUAUAUUCCAUAUGUGGAAGAGAACUAGUCAGUGUUUCUGCUGGGAAGUACUGGACGGCUGCAGCCACAGUCAGAGGCGAUAUUUAUAUGUGGGAUGGGAAGAAAGGAAAGGAUGAACCUCCAAAUUUGACAAGGUUGCAUGGUGUGAAAAGGGCUACAACUGUAUCAGUUGGAGAGACACAUUUAUUAGUUAUUGGUUCUCUCUAUCAUCCUUCCUAUCCACAUUGCAAUUCCCCGAAAUUGAAGAUAAAUGAUAAGGUUGACUUAGAAGAUUUAGAAGAAGUAUUGUUCAAUGACAUUGGGUCCAAUAUGAACUUGCUAGCGCAAAAGGAAGAUGUAGGGGAAAGACCCACACCAACCUUAAAAAGCCUUUGUGAGAAGUCAGCUGCCAUGUUUCUGGUGGAACCUCGAAAUGCAAUUCAGCUUCUUGAAAUUGCAGACUCAUUGGGUGCUGAUGAUUUGAAGAAGCUCUGCGAGGAUAUGGUUAUUCGCAACCUUGAUUUCAUAUUUACUGUAUCAACUAAUGCUAUUUCAAGUGCAUCACUUGAUAUUUUAGCUGCACUUGAGAGACUGCUAGAUUCGAGAUCAUCUGAACCCUGGAGUUACCGUCGCCUCCCAACACCGACAGCUAUUUUUCCUGUCGUUAUUAAUAGUGAAGAAGACGAUAGUGAAAAUGAGUUUCUUAAGCCUCGGGACAAGCAUACAUCAAAGAUGACUUCAAAGGAUGAGAAAGAGCAAAGUUUAGACAGUUUCCUACAUCCAAGCAGUGAUGCAAACGAAGCCAUUUGCAGACUGAUCCGUUCUUUACGGAAAAAACUGCAGCAAAUUGAGAUGCUAGAAGUGAAGCAAUCUAAAGGGAAUCUACUAGAUGACCAGCAGAUUGCAAAGCUUCAGACAAGAAUAGCUCUGGAAUACUCACUGGCUGAACUUGGGGUUCCUGUUGAAAAUACAAAAGCUUCUUCCUCGGUUUCUUCUGAAGGAAAAGGAAAUAAAAAGAAAGAUCUGAGAAAGCAGAGGAGAAAGAGCAAGCAAAAAACAUCACAGGUUGCUGGGGAAGCAAUGAUUUCUGAGAUUGUUUCAGAGGCAAAUGAAGUGAACACUGUGAAGGGUUUCUUGGAGGUUGGGAUAUCUCAAGUGGCAAAAAAGGAGGAGGGUAAGCUGGAUGAAGUGUUCUCCAGUGCACUCGAGUUUUGUGUCUCAAAAGAUGCUAACAUAGGUCUUAGUAAAACAAGUUCAUUAACUGCUGGUUCUAAGAAGAAGAACAAGAAAGGUGGUCUAUCAAUGUUUCUUAGUGGUGCUCUUGAUGACAUCCCCAAAAAAGAGAUCUUACCUCUUCCUCCACCAAUGCCGAAAAUUGAGGGCCCUGUUUGGGGCGGGGCUAAAUUGUCAAAGGCAUCCUCUAUUCGCGAAAUCCUAGACGAACAGAGCAAAUGCAAUGGAAAUCAGCCAGCCAGUACAAAAGAGCAGUCAACUGAUGAUGGUAGAAGUGGUGGAAAAGUUCCACUUAGUUCAUUUAUGCCUUCUAAUCCAAUAUCAGUGGUGUCUCCUAAGACACUGCUGACUUCUGAUGGAGAGAAGAACACUCCUCCUUGGGGGGCCACCUCAGGAACUCCACCCUCUCUUUCUCGUCCUUCGUUGAAGAAUAUCCAGAUGGAACAGGGAAAACAUCUUAAUCAUAAUCAGUGUGUUUCCCAUAGCCCAAAGACUCGAACAACUGGGUUCGCUGUGACGAGUCAAGGGUCGCCAUCAGAUUCUUCUUGUGCUGGAAUCAAUAGAUGGUUCAAACCGGAGAUGGAUGCAGCAUCACCAAUCAGGUCGAUUCAGAUUGAGGAAAAGGCCAUCAAAGACUUCAAACGCUUUUAUACAAGUGUGAAGAUUGUGAAACGGCAGGCUUGAUUCAUUUAAACUCAAAACCACCCAGCAGCAGCAGCAGUGAAAUAUAGGUACUACUUUAUUAGCUAGGGUUUAUAUACAAAUAAUAAUAUAAAAAUAUGACAAAGUAGGAGGCAAUUUAUGGUGUUGCCCUUGUUGUACCUGAGGAGACGGUUAGUUUUUUAGCUUUACUUGGGUGGUUGUUGUUGUUGAUAUCUUCUUCAUACACACCCAUCUAAGAUUAUUUUAUUUUUAUUUUUUUUUCUUUGUUCUUGCAUUUAUUUUCCCUUUUUAAGAGAAGACUUGAUUGUUUUUCCUUUUAAAAUAAAUGAUGUACAUUUAUGUAUAGACUCACCCACCAUCAUUAUCAUUAUCUUGAUGUACAUUGGAUUCCUUUUGUUUAUG